AUGGAGGAGGAAUCUAGCGAGUUACCGGGCACAGACGGCAUGCCGCCGAAGCAGCGGCACCAGGCCAAGCACCGGGAACUCUUCCUCUCACGGCACGUGGAGACACUGCCGGCUACCCACAUACGCGGCAAGUGCAGCGUGACCCUACUCAACGAGACAGAGUCGCUGCUCAGCUAUCUCAAUAAGGAUGACGCAUUUUUUUAUUGUUUAGUAUUCGAUCCUUCACAAAAGACUUUAUUAGCAGAUAAGGGUGAAAUCAGAGUGGGAAGUAGAUAUCAGACUGAAGUAACUAAUUUAUUAAAAGAAGGCGAAGAGGACCCAAGAAACAGUGAGGAGUUAGAAACGCUAGUGUGGACACCAGAACAUGGAUUGACGGACCGACAGAUUGACCAGUUUCUAGUAGUGUCACGUUCAGUGGGGACAUUUGCGCGAGCCCUUGACUGUUCAUCCAGUGUCAAACAACCCUCAUUGCAUAUGUCCGCAGCCGCUGCCAGCCGAGACAUUACACUUUUCCACGCUAUGGACACACUCCACAAAAGCGGGUACAGCAUAGAGUCAGCUCUAUCCUCACUUGUGCCUGCAUCAGGGCCAGUGCUGUGCCGGGAUGAGAUGGAAGAGUGGUCGGCCUCAGAAGCGAACCUCUUUGAAGAGGCCCUCGACAAGUAUGGGAAGGACUUUGCUGAUAUACGGCAGGACUUUUUGCCAUGGAAGACGCUAAAGAACCUAGUUGAAUACUACUACAUGUGGAAGACCACGGACCGCUAUGUGCAACAAAAACGUGUGAAGGCGGUGGAAGCCGAGUCCAAGCUGAAGCAGGUCUACAUUCCCAACUACAACAAGCCGAACCCAGCCCUCAUAACGAGCAACAAUGGCAACGGCAAAGGGACAGUCCUCAACGGCGGGACCAACGGCACUGCCGCCAUCGCACCCACCGUUUGUGCUUCCUGCCAAGUAACGAAUUCGUCGCAAUGGUACACGUGGGGUCCGCAACACUUGCAGUACAGGUUGUGUGGCACUUGCUGGCAAUAUUGGAAGAAAUAUGGAGGCCUCAAGACGGCAGGUGUAUUCGGCGAGAGCGAAGUGGAUUCGAAUCGCGCCAAUCGGGCCGUUGAGGAGGGAGGCCUGUCCGCCUCACAUCGCCCGCAUCGCUGCACUGUGCUUAACUGCGCUAAGGAAUUCAAACUCCGAGCCCACCUGGUCCGCCACGUGGCGACGGCCCACGGCGGUUGCGAGGGCGCUCGGCCCGUGAUGAAGACGCGGGCUGCGUUCUACCUCCGCGCCUCCCCCUUCACGCGCCUUGCGAGGCGACUAGUUCGAGCGUUGCGACGCCCCACGCACUUCGCCCGUUCACCGUUUUCGCCAAUUAAUCUGCAUCAGGUCAAACAUGAGUGUACAUUGGCAAUGAACGCAGGCGGCGCCGAAACGCGAGCAGCUGGCAAAAUACGGUCUCGUGGUCCCGUGGGCGCAGUGGCCACGAGACUAGCGACCGCUCAUGGGGCUGCAGCACCCCGUUCGCAGGAAUGGCUCAUUUUGACACCCAAGGACCGGAUGCCUUUGCCCGAACAUGUGGCGUACCCGAAACCGCCCAAGGCGCCAGAUGGCAGCCUGAUGUACGAGCGAGUACUGUCCCGCGCGGAGAUAGAGGCCAGACGCGGAGAUACGCCCACGCUCCCGCUCCCGCAGCCGCUCAAGCGACGCGCGUAUGACGACAUCAACGGACUCGACAGAGGCGCCAGUGCAGUGGCGGGUCCGCCAGCCAAGCGGCCCAACAAGCACCCUGCGCCGAUGCAGCGGCCGUCGCGCGAGCAGUACGCGGCCAUGUGUGCGCGCGCGCAGGCCACGGGUCAACCGCUGCCCGCGCACGUUUUCGCACAUGUGAACGGUAAGCCGACAAGUCUGUCGGGUCGCGGCGGACGGCGUCACGUGAUCUCGUGGAUGGACGCGCCCGACGACCUCUACUACAGAGCCACUGAAACUGUCAAGAGCCUGCGGCGCUCGCUGAGCUGUGGCGAGCUACGUCGCGGGGCGCGGGCCCCCUGGCGGGCGAUGCGGGCCGGGGCAGCGGCGUCGCUCAAGGGAGCAGCCGGGGCCGUUGGUGCCGUGGGGGCGGCGGGGGCCGUGGGGCCCGCGGGGGCGGGGGCGCCCCUGCAGCUGGUGAUCCUGGACUGA
Messenger RNA from Pieris macdunnoughi, 2169 nucleotides. The record is from the annotation of a GenBank genome assembly. Lineage: Eukaryota; Metazoa; Arthropoda; Insecta; Lepidoptera; Pieridae.